Messenger RNA from Saimiri boliviensis boliviensis (Bolivian squirrel monkey), 1699 nucleotides. RefSeq names its product transmembrane protein 177 (gene TMEM177). Lineage: Eukaryota; Metazoa; Chordata; Mammalia; Primates; Cebidae. Gene Ontology annotation, cellular component: membrane. The record is from RefSeq and is a predicted model, not a curated record.
GCGCGCAAGUAGGCGUCCCGGGCGGCGGCACAGCAGGUGAGCUCGCAGACCCGCGGGGCGGGACCCUUUUCCGGCCUCCUGCGACCCGGUAGAGGGUUCAGACUGCGGAGUAUCCUGUGGGGCCCAGGAAAGCAUAGCGAGGUUCCGUGUGCGGAGCUCCUGCAGCCCCUCCUCGCUCAGCCACUGGCGGGCUGCUUGGCACGGCCUCCUAGCCGACCCCGCAGCGCGAUGGCCCUAGGGAUGUUGGACUUUGGCCAGGACCCUUCCUUUCUUAGCCUCACUUUCCGCAUUGGGAUAAAAAGCCCGAAUGACAAUGAUUCUUACAGGAGUUCUUGAUUAAAAUAGGCCAGGGGGUACCCUGCAUUUUUGUUUGCGGCAACUCAUUGCUAAUUAAGCACUUUUCACGGACAGGAAUACAAUUGUCCGAGGUGACCACACUCAUGGCAGGUCCUCUGUCGCGGGCCGCAGCAUUUGUGCAGAGACACAGGACAGGCCUCUUGGUGGGUUCCUGUACAGGCCUGUUUGGAGUUCAAAUCUCAUACCAUGUCUUCCCGGAUCCCGUCAUCCAAUGGCUCUACCAGUACUGGCCUGAGGGCCAGCCAGCCCUGCUCCCUCCACAGCUGCAGAACCUCUUCGAAGAGGUGCUACAGGACAUGGGCAUCCCUUCAAGCCAUUGCUACAAGUCCUUCACCACCUUCACCUUCCAGCCUGUGAGUGCAGGCUUCCCAAGACUCCCUGCUGGGGCUGUGGUGGGCAUCCCUGCCAGUUUCUUGAUGAACGUAGUAAUCAGCAAUGGCCAUCCUGUGGUCAUACAUGGGCAGAGUGUGGACUGGCGGACCCCAGCAGGCGCCCGGCUGAGAGACGCCCUGACCUUGUCCCAUGAAGCCCAGAAGUUCGCCUUGGCCAGAGAGGUGAUAUACCUGGAAAGCAGCACCGCCGCCCUGCAGGCCCUGCUGGCGCCAGCUUACCUGGCAGGGACCUGCGUACUGGGUGUGAGUGCCAAGUAUACCCUGAGGCUCUAUGGAAGCCCCAUGAAUUUACGAGCUGCCUUCAGCUUGCUGGUAGCAGUGGCAGGCUUUGUGGCCUAUGCCUUGUCCAAGGACUCUCUCACCCACGCCCUGGAAGCCUGGCUGGACCGCCGCACAGCCUCCCUCUCUGCAGCCUAUGCCCGGGGUGGAGUGGAGUUCUAUGAGAAGGUUCUGUCGGGCAACCUGGCCCUGCGCAGUCUCUUGGGCAAGCGUGGGGAGGAGCUGUAUACACCCAGCGGGAACAUCGUCCCCAGACACUGGUUCCGCAUCAAACAUUUACCCUACACCACCCGCCGGGACUCUUUGCUGCAAAUGUGGAGGGUGAUGCUCAACCCAGGCCGCUCCUGAUGGGCUCAUCACAAGGACAGUUCCCGCGUGUGCAGACACCACCCUGCCACUGAGUCUGGGGGUCCUCCUGAAGCCUUUGCACCUAUAGCUCCAGGCUAGAAAAAUCACAGCCUUUGGAAUGAAAUAGCUUAGGUUCUACCAUAACCACUACUUAUGAACUUAGGGACUUUGGGCAAGUCUCUCCAUGACUCUGAGCCUUGGUUUCUUGAACUGUAAAGUGGAGAUUAUGUAAACUACCUGGCAAGAUUGUAGAGUCGGGUAAGGCCAUGAACAUAAGGGCCCGGUGCGAAGGGUACACCGCAAAUAAACAGACGUCCCUCCUU